This is a messenger RNA of Perognathus longimembris pacificus (Pacific pocket mouse), 10540 nucleotides long. RefSeq names its product mucin 5B, oligomeric mucus/gel-forming (gene Muc5b). Lineage: Eukaryota; Metazoa; Chordata; Mammalia; Rodentia; Heteromyidae. Gene Ontology annotation, cellular component: extracellular matrix. The record is from RefSeq and is a predicted model, not a curated record. Gene Ontology annotation, molecular function: protein binding.
AUGGGCGCCAGGAGUGGGAGCCGGGUGCUGCUGUGGGCCCUCACGGCCCUGCUCGUGGUGGGGCCCGCAGGGACCCAGGGCCAGGCAGAGCCGAGUCCGGGGGACCCGGAGCCCACCGCAGACAGCCGGCUAGUGAGCACCCACCCCACGUCCUCGCCCGCCCGCCGCCUGAGCUUCAUCCCACCCAUGAGCAUCUUCCCCAUGAGCCCCCUGAACCCCACGCACAACGGGCGGGUGUGCAGCACCUGGGGCGACUUCCACUACAAGACCUUCGACGGCCGCGUCUUCCGCUUCCCCGGCCUCUGCAACUACGUGUUCUCCGCGCACUGCGGCGCCGCCUACGAGGACUUCAACGUCCAGCUGCGCCGCGGCCUGGCGGGGCCCCGGCCGGCCAUCGCCCGCGUGGUGCUCAAGGCCCAGGGGCUGGUGCUGGAGCUGUGGAACGACUCCGUCAUGGUGGAUGGGCACCGGGUGGAGCUGCCCUACAGCCGCGCCGGCCUCCUGGUGGAGCAGAGCAGCAGCUACGUCAAGGUCAACAUCCGGCUGACCUUGACCUUUGUGUGGAACGGAGAAGACAGUGCCCUGCUGGAACUGGACCCCAAGUAUAUGAACCAGACCUGUGGGCUCUGCGGGGACUUCAACGGGCUCCCGGAUGCCAAUGAGUUCUACGGCCACAACGUCAGACUGACCCCGCUCCAGUUUGGGAACCUACAGAAGAUGGAUGGUCCCACGGAGCAGUGCCAGGACCCCCUGCCCUCCGCCGCUGACAACUGCACCCACGGGAAGGACAUCUGCCGCUAUACGCUGCUCGGCCCCGCCUUCAUGGACUGCAACGCGCGGGUGGACCCCAGCGUGUACGUGAAAGCCUGCAUGCAGGACCUGUGCCGCUGCCCCACGUGCCUGUGCGCCACCUUUGCCGAGUACUCCCGCCAGUGCGCCCACGCGGGGGGCCAGCCGCAGAACUGGAGGGAGCCCGACCUCUGCCCCCAGACGUGCCCCUUCAACAUGCAGCACCAGGAGUGUGGCUCGCCCUGCAUGGACACCUGCUCCAACCCCCAGCGCUCCCAGCUCUGCGAGGACCACUGCGUGGAUGGCUGCCUCUGCCCUCCAGGCACGGUGCUGGACGACGUCACGCACUCGGGCUGCCUGCCCCUGAAGCAGUGUCACUGCACCCACGGGGGCCGCACCUACGCCCCCGGCUCCUCCUUCUCCACCAGCUGCAGAUCCUGCACCUGCUCCGGGGGCCUGUGGCAGUGCCAGGACCUGCCGUGCCCGGGCACCUGCUCCGUGCAGGGCGGAUCCCACAUCUCCACCUUCGACGAGAAGCUCUACGACGUGCACGGCGACUGCAACUACAUUCUGUCCAAGAAAUGUGCCGGCAACACCUUCAUCGUGCUGGCCGAGCUGCGCAAGUGCGGCCUGACGGACACGGAGAAUUGCCUGAAGACGGUGACGCUGAGCAUGCACGGCGGGGACACGGCCAUCCAGAUCCAGGCCAGUGGGGCCGUGUUCAUCAACUCCAUCUACACCCAGCUGCCGCUGUCCGCAGCCGACAUCACCAUCUUCAGCCCCUCGUCCUUCUUCAUCCUGGUGCAGACACAGCUCGGGCUGCAGCUGGAGGUGCAGCUUGUGCCCCUCAUGCAGGUGUUCCUCAGGCUGGACCCCUCCCACCAAGGCCAGAUGUGCGGCCUGUGCGGGAACUUCAACCUGAACCAGGCCGACGACUUCACGGCCCUCAGCGGGGUGGUGGAGGGCACCGGGGCCGCCUUCGCCAACACCUGGAAGACCCAGGCCACCUGCCCCAACUCCAAGAGCAUCUUCGAAGACCCCUGCUCGCUCAGCGUGGAGAAUGAAAACUACGCCCAGCACUGGUGCUCGCUGCUGACGGACCCCGCAGGCGUGUUCUCGGCCUGCCACUCCACCGUGAGCCCCGUGCCCUUCCACUCGAACUGCGUGUUCGACACGUGCAACUGCGAGAAGAGCGAGGACUGCAUGUGCGCGGCCCUGUCCUCCUACGUGCGCGCGUGCGCGGCCCAGGGCGUGCCGCUCAGCGGCUGGCGGGAGGGCGUCUGCACCAAGUACACGGAGAGCUGCCCCAAGUCCCAGAGCUACGCGUACUGGGUGGACGGCUGCCAGCCCACCUGCCGCGGGCUGAGCGAGGCGGACGUCACCUGCGGCGUCUCCUUCGUGCCCGUGGACGGCUGCGCGUGCCCCGCGGGCACCUUCCUGGACGACGGUGGCUCCUGCGUGCCCGCCCGGGAGUGCCCCUGCUACUUCCAAGGCGCCGCGGUGGCUCCCGGAGAGGUGGUGCGGGACAACGGCGUGGUGUGCUCGUGCACGAGUGGGAAGCUGGUCUGCCUGGGAGCCACACUGCAGAAUAACACAGGCUGCGUCGCACCCAUGGUGUACCUGGACUGCAGCAACGCCUCGGCGGGCACCCCCGGGGCCGAGUGCCUCCGGAGCUGCCACACCCUGGACGUGGGCUGCUUCAGCACGCACUGCGUCUCGGGCUGUGUGUGCCCCCCGGGGCUGGUGGCAGAUGGGCGUGGGGGCUGCAUUGCCGAGGAAGACUGCCCGUGUGUGCACAACGAGGCCACGUACAAACGCGGGGAGGCCAUCCGGGUGGACUGCAACACCUGCACCUGCAGCGACCGGCGAUGGGUGUGCACCAACCGCCCCUGCCUGGGCUCCUGCGUGGCCUACGGGGACGGCCACUUCAUCACCUUCGACGGGGAGCGCUACAGCUUCCAGGGCAGCUGCGAGUACGUGCUGGCCCAGGACUACUGCGGGGGGGGCAGCGCCAACGGGACCUUCCGCGUGGUCACGGAGAACGUCCCCUGCGGGACCACAGGGACCACCUGCUCCAAAGCCAUCAAGGUCUUCCUGGAGAGCCACGAGCUGCUCCUCCACGAGAAGCGGGUCCAGGUGGUACACAGGGGGCAGGGCCGGACCCCGCCCUACAAGAUCCGCUACAUGGGCAUCUUCCUGGUCAUUGAGAUGCGCAGCGGGAUGGUUGUGUCCUGGGACCGCAAGACCAGCGUGUUCAUCCGCCUGCCGCAGCAUUACAAGGGCCGGGUCUGCGGCCUGUGCGGGAACUUUGACGCCAACGCCAUCAACGACUUCACCACGCGGAGCCGGUCCGUGGUGGGGGACGCUCUGGAGUUUGGCAACAGCUGGAAGUUCUCCCCGUCCUGCCCCGAUGCCCUGGUACCCAAGGACCCCUGCACUGCCAACCCUUACCGCAAGUCCUGGGCCCAGAAGCAGUGCAGCAUCAUCAACAGCGAGACCUUCGCGGCCUGCCACCCCCAGGUCGACUCCACCAAGUACUAUGAGGCCUGCGUGAGCGACACCUGCGCCUGCGACUCGGGGGGCGACUGCGAGUGUUUCUGCACCGCCGUGGCGGCCUACGCCCAGGCCUGCCACGACGUGGGCGUGUGCGUGUCCUGGAGGACGCCCGACGUCUGCCCUCUGUUCUGCGACUACUACAACCCCCACGGGGAAUGUGAAUGGCACUACCCCUGCGGGGCCCCCUGCCUGAAGACCUGCCGGAACCCCAGUGGCCGCUGCCUGGUUGACCUGCCCGGCAUGGAAGGUUGCUACCCCAAGUGCCCGAGAGGCCAGCCCUUCUUCAGCGAGGACCAGAUGAAGUGUGUGGUCCAGUGCGGCUGCUACGAUGACGUGGGGACGUACUAUGACGUCGACGCGCGGGUCCCCACCGCGGAGAACUGUCAGACCCUGUGCACCUCGGCCGGCCUCCAGUGCGCUUACGAUCUCGGCCGGUGCCCGCUGCCCCCAGCCUGCCGGUGCACCUACGGGAACCGCACCUACGCCUACGAGGCCACCAUCUACAACACCACGGACGGCCUCGGCGCCUGCCUGACGGCCACCUGCGGGGAAAACGGGACGAUCAUCCGGAGGACCGCGGAGUGUCCCGGCACGCUGCCCACCACCCCGUUCGCCUUCACUACCGUCUCAGCCCCUCCCUCCACCACAGGCUCGGCGUGGACUCCGCCGUCCACCGUGUGCGUCCGAAAGGUGUGCCGCUGGUCCAGCUGGCUGGACGGGGGUCGCCCCGGAGGCCGGCACGGUGGGGGGGACUUCGAAACCUUGGCGAGCCUGAGGCAGCGCGGGCACGCGGUGUGCCAGGCCCCCGCCGACAUCGAGUGCCGCGCGGCGCGGUUCCCCGACGUGCCGCUGCAGAAGCUGGGUCAGAAGGUGACCUGCGACCCGGCCCGGGGGCUGCUGUGCCUCAACGGCGAGCAGAGCCCCCCCGCUGCCCACAACUACGAGCUGCGGGUGCUGUGCUGCGACCUCGUGCCGUGCGGGCCCUCCCGGCCCCCCUCGAGGUCCGCCCUCACCGCGGGCCCCGGCCGCCCCCACGCCUCCCCGUCCAGGCCCCCGUCGACCACAGCCGUCCCAGAGACCGCGCUCAGCUCCCGGCCACGACCCGCGGUCGGCGGCACCGCGACCUCGGGCGCCGCCGCCUGCCGGCCCCGCUGUCAGUGGACGAGAUGGUUUGACACCGAUUACCCCAAAUCCGAGCUUGCGGGGGGAGACACGGAGACGUUCGACAGGAUCCGGGCCACGGGGGCCGAGCUCUGCGAGCAGCCACGGGACGUCCAGUGCGAGGCCCAGAACUACCCCGGCUGGAGCCUGGACAGGCUGGGCCAGCGGGUGCACUGCGACGCCGCCUCCGGCCUGGUGUGCCGCAACCAGGAGCAGGAGGGCCCCUUCCCCAUGUGCUACAACUACAUGAUCCGCGUGCUGUGCUGCAGUCUCAGCCACUGCCAGGGCCCCGCCCCCACGCCGCCAGCCACGGCGCCCCACACCCCCGCCCCCCAAAGCCGCAGCCCACGAGGGCCCCCGUGGCCAGCACCUCCCCGGGAGCCACCGGCACCUCGCCAACGUCUCCCGGACACCCAGAGGCCACUACCGCCACCCCACAGAGAGUUCCCCAGCUCCUCCGGGUUCCACCAAGACCGCCACCCCCAAGAGCGGGCACAUCGGCCCUCCCCACGAGGACGGUCACAGAGAGUUCCCCAGCUCCUCCGGGUUCCACCAAGACCCGCCACCCCAAGAGCGGGCACAUCGGCCCUCCCCACGAGGACAGUCACAGAGAGUUCCCCAGCUCCUCCGGGUUCCACCAAGACUGCCACCACACGAGGGGGCACAUCGGCCCUCCCCACCAGGACGGUCACAGAGAGUUCCCCAGCUCCUCCGGGUUCCACCAAGACUGCCACCCCCAAGAGCGGGCACAUCGGCCCUCCCCACGAGGACGGUCACAGAGAGUUCCCCAGCUCCUCCGGGUUCCACCAAGACUGCCACCCCAAGAGGGGGCACAUCGGCCCUCCCCACGAGGACGGUGCUGCCCAAGGCCACGGGGAGCGCCCCGCCGCCAUCCACACUGGCCUCCACAACAGCGCCCGUGUCCACGGCCAGCUCCACGAGAGGGGGACACGGCGGCGCCUGAGACCAGCAGACCAGGGACACGGAGGCCACCGGGCACCACAGCCCCGGUCACCUCCCGCCAAGGCCACAACCCCCUGCCUGCCCAGGUGCACCUGGACCGAAUGGUUUGAUGUGGACUUCCCGACCUCCGGGGUGAGAGCGGGGGACAUGGAGACCUACGAAAACAUCAGGGCCGCGGGCGGCAAGCUGUGCCCGGCACCACAGGAGAUAGAGUGUCGGGCCGAGAACUACCCCGCGGUGAGCAUCGACAGCAUCGGGCAGGUGCUGAGCUGCAGCCUGCAGGAGGGGCUGGUCUGCAGGAACAAGGACCAGACGGGAGAGUUCAACAUGUGCUUCAACUACAACGUGCGCGUGCUGUGCUGCGAGGACUACAGCCACUGCCCCGGCUCGGCCACCCCCCGCCACCCCCGGACCCUCCCCACCACAGGAAAAAAGCCCACGGCCUGCAAGCCUCGGUGUGCCUGGACAGACUGGCUGGACACAAGCAAGCCCAGCGGCCGCUUUGGGGGUGACAUCGAAACCUACUACCACAUCAUGUCCUCGGGGGUGCAGCUGUGUAGGAAGCCGGUGGCCAUCGAGUGUGAAUCCGUGCUCUUCCCCCACACGCCCCUCCGGCAGCUCGGCCAGGUGGUGCUCUGCAAUGCCGACUACGGGCUCAUCUGCCGGAACAGCAAGCAGGCGGGAGGCCAGACCUGCCUCAACUACCACAUCCGUGUGCUCUGCUGUGAAAACCCCAGGCCCUGCAGCACGCCGCCCACGGCCGGCACCGCCCACGGACCGCGGGGCUUCCACGGUGCCGGGGCCCGCCACCUCAGGGAGGCCAAGCCCCGGGACUCAGACCGCAACCUCCAAGACCGCCCGGCCCAGCACGCCCCCCGACGGCAGGAUCCACUCACCCACCCCCCACCGCUGAACACCAGGACCACCUCACCCACAGACACUGGAUCCACUGCAACCCACUCCUCCACCACAGGAUCCACUCACCCACCCCCACCGCUGAACACCAGGACCACCUCACCCACAGACACUGGAUCCACUGCAACCCACCUCCUCCACAACAGGAUCCACUCACCCACCCCCACCACUGACCACCAGGACCACCUCACCCACAGACACUGGAUCCACUGCAACCCACUCCUCCACAACAGGAUCCACUCACCCACCCCCACCGCUGAACACCAGGACCACCUCACCCACAUAUACUGGAUCCACUGCAACCCACUCCUCCACAACAGGAUCCACUCACCCACCCCCACCGCUGACCACCAGGGCCACCUCACCCACAUAUACUGGAUCCACUGCAACCCACUCCUCCACAACAGAUCCACUCACCCACCCCCACCGCUGACCACCAGGACCCACCUCACCCACAGACACUGGAUCCACUGCAACCCACUCCUCCACCACAGGAUCCACUCACCCACCCCCACCGCUGACCACCAGGACCACCUCACCCACAGGCACUGGAUCCACUGCAACCCACUCCUCACCACAGGAUCCACUCACCCACCCCCACCGCUGACCACCAGGACCACGACCACGUUACCCACAGACACUGGAUCCACUGCAACCCACUCCUCCACAACAGGAUCCACUCACCCACCCCCACCGCUGACCACCAGGACCACGUUACCCACAUAUACUGGAUCCACUGCAACCCACUCCUCCACAACAGGAUCCACUCACCCACCCCCACCGCUGACCACCAGGACCACCUCACCCACAUAUACUAGAUCCACUGCAACCCACUCCUCCACAACAACAACCCACUCACCCACCCCCACCGCUGAACACCAGGACCACCUCACCCACAUAUACUGGAUCCACAAUCCACUCCUCUACAACAGGAUCCACUCACCCACCCCCACCGCUGACCACCAGGACCACCUCCCAAAGGAUCUCACUGUCUACCCCCAAUCCCCACUCUGGACCCAGUACCCAACAUCCCUCAGCCAUAGUCACCAGCACUACCCAGGUCACAAGACCACCCAUGUCCACUUCUCAGGCCACAUCCAAGCCCUCCAGCAGCACCACCGUCACAGACGCCUAGAUUCGCCUUGGACAUUGUCCAUGCUGUCCAUUGGCUCCACACUGACCCCCGGGCCCUCAGCAGCCAGGACCACCGCGUGCAGGCCCCGGUGUACCUGGACGGACUGGCUAGAUGAGGACUACCCCCACCCUGGUGCGAAUGGGGGAGACUUUGAGACAUUCCCAGUGCUCCGCAUGGCUGGCCACGACUUCUGUGAACACCCGCAGGACAUCCAGUGUCGCUCUGAGCAGGAGCCGGACCGACCCCUGCAGGCCCUGGACCAGGUGGUGACGUGCGACGUGCGCCUGGGGCUGGUGUGCAGAAACCUGGACCAGCGGGGGCCCCUGAAGUACUGCCACAACUACCACGUGCGCGUGCUGUGCUGUGCUAACCGCAGCCAGUGGUCCACCCACACGGCCCCAGGGCCGGGCCACCAGGACCGCCUCGCCUCCAUCCACCGGCUCAGCUGUCAGCCCCCCGUUGACUCUGAGGACCACACACGCCCCGGGGGCUUCUCCCCAGAGCCCGCUGACCUUCAGUGUGUCUACCGCCGCUCCCCUCGGGCAUCAGCACCCCUCAAGUCCACCGCAGUUUCCAAUCUACCUUGUUUCUGCCAUAUAUUUGGACAGCUGUUCUCGCCCGGGGACAUCAUCUACAAUAAGACGGACGGAGCCGGCUGCCGCUUCUAUGCGGUCUGCAACCAGCGCUGCGCCAUCGACCGCUACCAGGACGCCUGCCCCUCCUCCUCACCACCGGCGUCCAUCAAGCCCACGCUCCCGCUCAACUCCUUCCCGGGCUGCGACAAUGCCGUCCCUCCUCGGCAGGUGAACGAGACCUGGACCCUGGACAACUGCACAGUGGCCAAGUGCGAGGGCCACAACCAGGUCAUCCUCCUGAAACCAGAGCCGGUGGCCAACGUCAGCUGUGUGAAUGAGCACCUGCCCGUCAAAGUGUGGGACCAGGACCAGCCCUGCCGCUUCCACUAUGAAUGCGAGUGCUCCUGCAGCGGCUGGGGGCAGUCCCACUACAGGACCUUCGACGGCACCACCUACUCCUUCCGGGACAACUGCACCUACGUCCUCAUGCGAGAGAUCCGCCCGCGGCAGGGCAACCUCAGCGUCCUCAUCCACAACCGCUACUGCGGGGCGGCCGCCAACGGCAGCUGCGCCCGGGCCCUGCAGGUGAACCUGGCCUCCGUGGAGAUCAUCCUCACCACCACCGCCGCCGCCGGCGGGAAGGAGGAGAGCCUGAUCCUGUUCGACCGAGUGAAGCUGAGCGGCAGCUUCAGCAAGGACGGCGUGAGCGUGUCGCUGACCGGGGCCACCACGAUGGGCGUGGACAUUCCCGCCAUCGGCGCCGCCAUCACCUUUGACGGCCGCAUCUUCCACAUCCGGCUGGCCUACGGCCGCUUCCACCACAACACCGAGGGCCAGUGCGGAACCUGCACCAAUGACCGGAGGGACGACUGCCGCCGCCCGGACGGCACCAUGGCCGCCACCUGCCGGGACAUGGCCCCGACCUGGCAGCUGCCCGGAGGCAGUCUCGACUGCCCCAGCGGCGGCCCCACGCCCGCCCCGUCCGGCGCGGUCACCUCCACCCAGUGCCCCCUCAAGCCCCUCUGCGAGGUGCUGCAGAGCCGGGUCUUCGCCGAGUGCCACGGCCUCAUCCCACCCAGCGUCUUCCUUAACUUCUGCGUGCGUGAGAUCUGCCGGGCCCGGGGCCGCGAGGUGCUCUGCCAGAGCCUGGAGGCCUACGCGGGGCUCUGCCGCGCCCGGGGGGUGUGCGUGGACUGGCGCAACGCCACCGGCGGGCAGUGCGACUUGUCCUGCCCUCCCUCCAAGGUGUACAAGCCAUGCGGCUCCUUGCAGCCCAAGUCCUGCAACUCCAGGAUCCAGAGCCCUGUGAGCCAGGGGCUGGCUGAAGGCUGCUUCUGCCCCGAGGGCCAGGUCCUCUUCAGCUCCGGCAUGGACAUCUGCGUGCCCGAGUGCCCCUGCGUGGGUCCCGAUGGGCUCCCCAGACACCCGGGAGAGCAGUGGGUCAGCAACUGUCAGGUCUGCAAGUGCGAGGCGAGCUCGGUGUCGGUGCAGUGCAAGCCGCUGCCCUGUGAAGCCAAGGACCUCCCGGUGCAGUGUAGGCAGGCUGGCUUUGUGGCCUUGACCAGGCACGAGGCCAACGACUCGUGCUGCCCCGAGACACUGUGUGUGUGCAACACGACCACCUGUCCCCAGAGCCCACUUCAGUGUGGGCCUGACCAGGAGCUGAUCAGAGUCCAGGAGGAGGGCAACUGCUGCCCCAGCUUCACCUGCAAACCUAAGCUGUGUGAAUACAAUGGCACGGUCUAUGGGGUCGGGGCCCGGUUCCCGGCCGUCGCUCCCUGCCACACCUGCACCUGCGUCUCCCGGGACGGCGCGGGCCCCGCCGUGCAGUGCGAGGAGGUGGCCUGCACCACCAGCUGCCCUGAGGGCUUCAAUUACUCCAGGGAGGCAGGGAAGUGCUGCGGGGUGUGCGUGCAAGCCGCCUGCCUCACCCCCAAGGGCCAGCCCGUGCAGCCCAACCAGACCUGGGUCCACAGACAGGUGAACAACUGCACCAAGUACCGCUGCCAGGAGGAGGGCGGUGUCUACAUGCUCAUCCCGCAGCCCAUGCACUGCCCCGACGUGUCCAGCUGCAGGGGGGUCCUCAGGAAAAGAGACUGCUGCUACUUCUGUGAGGAAGACCAUUCAUGUCACAUCCACACCAACACGACCAUCCUGCGGCACCGGGGCUGUGCGAGCGAGGCCACCAUCAGCGUCACCUUCUGCGAGGGCUUCUGUCCGGGGCUGUCCAAGUACUCGGCGGAGGCCCAGGGCAUCCAGCACGUUUGUCCCUGCUGCCAAGAAAGCAGGUCCCACCAGGAGACGGUGGCCUUGCGCUGCCCGGACGGCUCCACCUUCUCCUACACCUACGACCACGUGGACGAGUGUAGCUGCUCCGUGGACUGCAGCUCUCAGCCCGGGGCCCCCGGGGCCACCUACACUUAGGGGCCGCUGCCCCGGCCCUCGU